Molecule: messenger RNA, 4783 nt
Organism: Dermatophagoides pteronyssinus (European house dust mite)
Lineage: Eukaryota; Metazoa; Arthropoda; Arachnida; Sarcoptiformes; Pyroglyphidae
Gene: Duox
Product: dual oxidase
Biological process (GO): response to oxidative stress
Molecular function (GO): calcium ion binding; peroxidase activity; heme binding
Source: RefSeq, a predicted model, not a curated record
AAACAUAAUAAUGAUACGGCAAACAGUGAUGAUAUUGAUGAUGAUCUAAUGUUAUUUAGUUAUAAAAAUUUACGUGCCAUUCAACGAAAUAUGUAUUUUAAAGCUGAAAUGCAACGUUAUGAUGGUUGGUAUAAUAAUCUAGCUCAUCCAUCAUGGGGAACAACUGAAAGUCAUUUAACACGUAAAGCACCACCAUCAUAUUCGGAUGGUGUUUAUAUGAUGGCCGGUGAAGAUAGACCUAGUCCAAGAGAAUUAAGUCAAGCUUUGAUGAAAGGUGAUGAUGGUGUUGCAUCUAGCCGUAAUCUAACAGCAUUGUUUGCAUUUUUUGGACAAGUAGUAUCAUCGGAAAUAUUGAUGGCCAGCGAGCCUGGUUGCCCAAUCGAAUUACAUCGUAUUAAAAUUGCUAAAUGUGAUGAAAUGUUUGAUAGAGAUUGUCAUGGUGGACGUACAAUGCCAUUUCAUCGUGCUAUAUAUGAUCAACGUACUGGUCAAUCACCUAAUAAUCCACGUGAACAGCUUAAUCAAGUAACCAGUUGGAUUGAUGGUAGUUUUAUAUAUAGUACAUCGGAAACAUGGCUAAAUUCAAUGCGUACAUUUCAAAAUGGUACAUUUCGUACCGAUAAUACUGGUCUUUUUCCACCACGUAAUGAAGAUCGUGUACCAUUAAUUAAUUCACCACCUGCACAUCAUUUACGUAUGGUACAUCCGGAAAGAAUGUUCUUAUUGGGUGAUCCACGUACAAAUCAAAAUCCAGUUAUAUUAGCAUUAGGUGUUGUUAUGUUUCGUUGGCAUAAUGUAUUAGCUAAUCGUGUACAAAAUGAACAUCCUGAUUGGUCUGAUGAAGAUGUAUUUCAACGUACUAGACGUCUGGUCAUUGCUAGUCUACAAAAUAUAAUAAUGUAUGAAUAUUUGGAAACAUUAUUUGAUGAACCAAUGCCACCAUAUGAUGGUUAUAAACCGGAUAUACAUCCUGGUGUUAGUCAUGUCUUUCAAUCGGCUGCAUUUCGUUUUGGUCAUACAAUGAUACCACCAGGUCUUUAUCGUCGUGAUGCACAAUGUAAUUUUCUUCGUACAACAAAUGGACAUGAUGGCAUAAGACUUUGUUCAACAUGGUGGGAUGCAGUUGAUAUUCUACCAAAUGCUGGCCUAGAAGAAUUAUUAAUGGGAUUAUCAUCACAGAUAGCUGAACGUGAAGAUGCUGUUCUUUGUUCGGAUGUAAGAGAUAAAUUAUUUGGACCAUUAGAUUUUUCACGUCGUGAUCUAGCCGCAUUGAAUAUAAUGAGAGGUCGUGAUAAUGGUCUACCCGAUUAUAAUACAAUAAGAAAAUAUUUUAAUUUUCAACCGGUUACAAAUUGGUCACAAAUUAAUCCAUUAUUAUAUGAAAAAGCACCAGAAUUAUUUGAAACAUUAUCACGUUUAUAUGAUAAUAAUCUAGAUAAUGUUGAUGUUUAUGUUGGCGGUAUGGUUGAAUCGGAAUUAGAUACUGGUCGUCCAGGGCCAUUAUUUCGUGCCAUUAUACGUGAACAAUUUUUACGUAUUCGUAAUGCAGAUCGAUUUUGGUUUGAAAAUAAACAUAAUGGUAUAUUUAGUGAUGAAGAAAUUGAAGAAAUACGUAAAAUAAAAUUAUGGGAUAUUAUUGUCAAUGCAACAAAUAUACCAUCGGAUGCUGUACAAAAAGACCUAUUUUUAUUUCGACCAGAUGAUCCAUGUCCACAACCACGACAAAUGACAAGUAAAAAUCUUGAAAAUUGUUUAAUACUAGCCGGUUGGAAUUAUUUUCAUGGCAGUGAAUUACCCUAUAUAAUGGUUAUAUUAUUACUUACAUUUAUACCGAUGUUUGUCGCUGUUGUUGGAUAUGGUGUUAUCAAACUAAACAAUCGUCGACGACGUAAAAUUAAACAGCAAAGAGAAAUGUCACAAAAGAAAAAUUAUGAUAAAUUAUAUGUACGUGAAUGGUUACAUCAUAAUCAUAAACGUUAUGUAAAAGUAAAAAUUGGACCAGAUCAAUCAGUAUCGACUGUAAAUCGUAAAGGUGAAACAUUAAGAAAAAUCGAUAUACAUGAAGCAUCAUCAUUAUUAGUAGAAGUAUCACAAGAUUCAAAUAAACCAAUGAUAUUAUUACGUCCAUUACGUGAUCAUGAUCUUGUUUUACAAUUCGAUAAUAAUGGUUCAAGAAAAAAAUUUCUAACCAAACUUGAAUCAUUUCUAUUGAAUCAUAAGAAAACAUUAGAAAUCAUACAUACAUAUCGUGAUAUAAUGUUAGCCAAUGCUGAAACUAAAGAAAAACGACAAAAACGUUUGGAACAUUUUUUUCGUGAAGCAUAUGCAUUAACAUUUGGUUUGAAACCGGGCGAAAAACGUAAAUUUGAAGAUGUUAGUAAUGAUGUUAUUAUGGUAAUGCGUACAUCAUUAUCAAAAAAAGAAUUUGCCGAAGCAUUGGGAAUGAAACCGGAUUCAUUAUUUGUUAAACAAAUGUUCAGUUGUGUGGAUAAAGAUCAUGAUGGUCGUAUUAGUUUUCAAGAAUUUCUUGAUACAGUUGUUCUAUUUACACGUGGUAAAACUGAUAGUAAAUUACGUAUUAUAUUCGAUAUGUGUGAUCAUGAUGGUAAUGGUGUUAUCGAUAAAAAUGAAUUAACAAAAAUGUUACGAUCAUUAGUCGAUAUUGCUAAAACAAAUUCAAUGACUGAAAAUGAAGUUAUGCAAUUAAUUGAAGGAAUGUUUGCAUCAGCUGGCCUUGAUGAUAAAGAUGAAUUAACAUAUGAUGAUUUUAAACUUAUGAUGAGUGAAUAUCGUGGUGAUCUAAUUGCAAUCGGUUUAGAUUGUAAAGGUGCAAAACAAAAUUUUCUUGAUACAUCAACAAAUAUCGCCAGAAUGACAAGCUUCCAGAUUAAUCCAUAUCCAGAUCCAGAACCAAUGUUUUUGCUUAAAAAAUGGAAUCAUUUUAUUACUUAUUUGGAAGAAAAUCGACAACCAAUUGUUUAUUUAUUAAUAUUUUUUGUAACAACAAUUGUUUUAUUUUUAGAACGUUUUAUAACAUAUAGUCAUUUAAGUGAACAUACUGAUCUUCGUCAUGUAAUGGGUUAUGGUAUUGCUGUUACACGUGGUUCAGCUGCAUCAUUAUCAUUUUGUUAUUCAUUAUUAUUAUUAACAAUGUGUCGUAAUCUAAUGACAAAAAUUCGUGAAAUGCCUAUUCAUCAAUAUAUCCCAUUAGAUUCACAUGUACAAUUUCAUAAAAUUGUUGCAUUAACUGGUCUAUUUUUUACCGUAUUACAUACGAUUGGUCAUUGUGUUAAUUUUUAUCAUGUUUCAACACAACCUGUUGAACAUUUACGUUGCUUAACAAAAGAAUUACAAUUUGAAUCAGAUGCAAAACCAACAUUUUCAUUUUGGAUAUUUGGUACUGUAACCGGUUUGACUGGUAUAUUACUUGUAUUGAUUGUAUCGAUUAUAUUCAUUUUUGCACAUCCAAGAAUCAGACAAAAAGCAUAUAGUUAUUUUUGGACAACACAUUCUUUGUAUAUCUUAAUGUAUUUGUUUACAUUUAUUCAUGGAUUAGCAAAAAUUACUGGGCCUCCAAAAUUUUGGCUCUUUUUCAUUGUACCGGGUAUUAUAUUUGUAUUGGAUAAAAUUGUUAGCCUUCAAACAAAAUAUAUGGAAUUGGAUAUAUUGGAAACUGAUUUAUUACCUUCAGAUGUAACAAAAGUAAAAUUUUCACGUCCACCGAAUUUUAAAUAUUUAUCUGGACAAUGGAUACGUUUAUCUUGUACUGCAUUUCGUUCAAGCGAAUAUCAUUCAUUAACAUUAACAUCAGCACCGCAUGAAAAUUAUCUUUCUGUUCAUGUUAAAGCACAAGGACCAUGGACAUGGAAAUUACGAAAUUAUUUUGAUCCAAAUAAUUUAGUUAAUAUUAUACCGGAUUUACCGCCACCAAAAAUACGUUUGGAAGGUCCAUUUGGUGGUGGUAAUCAAGAUUGGUAUAAAUAUGAAGUUGCUGUUAUGGUUGGUGGUGGUAUCGGUGUAACACCAUAUGCAUCCAUAUUAAAUGAUCUUGUAUUUGGUACAUCGACAAAUCGAUAUUCCGGUGUUGCUUGUAAAAAGGUAUAUUUUCUUUGGAUUUGUCCAUCACAUCGUCAUUUUGAAUGGUUUAUCGAUGUAUUACGUGAUGUUGAACGUAAAGAUGUUACACAGGUUUUAGAAGUACAUAUCUUUAUAACACAAUUUUUUCAUAAAUUUGAUUUACGUACAACAAUGUUGUAUAUAUGUGAAAAUCAUUUUCAACGAAUAUCAAAUCGUAGUAUGUUUACCGGACUGAAAGCUAUUAAUCAUUUUGGUCGACCAGAUAUGAAUGCAUUUUUAAAAUUUGUACAAAAUCAACAUUCAUAUGUAAGCAAAGUAGGUGUUUUUAGCUGUGGACCAUCAGCAAUGACAAAAUCAAUAAGUAAAGCAUGUGAAACUGUUAAUAAUCGUCGAAAAUUACCAUAUUUUAUACAUCAAUUUGAAAAUUUUGGCUAAAUUCUCAUCACAAUCAAUCAAAUUACCACUCUAAUUGUUCAAUAAUUUUGCUCAUUCAAACAAACAAACAAAAUUCAUUCAUUUGUGAUCGAUUAACAAAUUUUAAAAAAUCAAAAAUCAAAAUCAAUUAUCGGGAAUCGGGAAUCGGUGCCGGAAUUGUAAUCAACAAAAAAAAAAUAGUUUCUCUGUAAACAUGUUUAUCUCUUUCUUCAAUUUGUCUUAUUUAUUUUCUUUUUGUUUAAACAUUUGUUUUUUCCUUUUAAAAUUCUUU